AUGGCUUCACCACUUUCCGCAGCUAAGCAGCAGCUGCGAAAUUUGGUCAAGCAAAAGCUUUCUACAGUAUCUGCGGAUUCAAUCGCUACUCAAAGUAGGAAGAUCUUCGAGUCCUUGCAAGAGUUCAAACCAUAUUUAGACGCCAAAAGAAUCAGUGUAUAUCUUUCCAUGCCCUCAGGCGAGAUCCAGACUGACGCCAUUGUUCGACACGCCCUCGAUUCGGGGAAGCAAGUUUUCAUUCCCUAUCUUCACAAGUCUCCGCUAGAAACGCCCAACACGCCAUUGCGUGUUAUGGAUAUGGUGCAUCUAAAGAGCAUUCAAGACUACGAGAGCUUGCAACUAGAUCGAUGGGGCAUCCCCAGCGUAGAUCCAGCUACUGUUCAUGAACGUCAGCGCAUUCUAGGAGGGCCGGAUGCUCACAGAUCAGACCAAGCCGGUUUGGAUUUGAUGCUGUUGCCGGGAGUCGCAUUUGACUUUGAUGAAUCUGGUGCAAUUCGAAGACUCGGCCACGGCAAGGGGUUCUACGAUUUCUUUAUGAAUAGAUAUUUGGCCAAAGCGGCAUCGCCUGAUGUUGAGGCAAAGCCUAUCCUGUUGUACGGGCUGGCAUUGACAGAGCAAUUGCUCUCGGGUUCACCAGACGAACAGAUUCCAAUGGGCCCGUACGAUAGGCGCUUGCAUGGAUUGGUGCUGGGAAAUGGGGAGAUAAAGGAAUCACUGGGUAGCAAAAGUUAG
Molecule: messenger RNA, 732 nt
Organism: Pochonia chlamydosporia 170
Lineage: Eukaryota; Fungi; Ascomycota; Sordariomycetes; Hypocreales; Clavicipitaceae
Product: 5-formyltetrahydrofolate cyclo-ligase
Exons: 2
Coding region: 1-732 (243 amino acids)
Biological process (GO): folic acid-containing compound biosynthetic process; tetrahydrofolate interconversion
Cellular component (GO): mitochondrion
Molecular function (GO): 5-formyltetrahydrofolate cyclo-ligase activity
Source: RefSeq, a predicted model, not a curated record